CCCUGGAGGUUUCUUGUGCCUGUGUUUCCAUGUGCGGCAUGAACCUGAGGGCAUCAUGUUAUGAGGAGAUGGGAGCUACGAUGACUCGCAGGAUCGGGAAUUUCAACCUAGAGAACCGAGUGAAACGGGAAAUCAGCAAGAUGAAGCCCUCUCCUGCUCCCAGGCACCCCUCUACCAACAGCCUCCUGCGAGAGCAGAUUAGUCUAUAUCCAGAAAUUAAGGGAGAGAUUGCUCAUAAAGAUGACAAGCUGCUAUCAUUUCUAAAAGAUGUGUAUAUUGAUUCCAAAGACCCUGUGUCUUCCGUGCAGGUAAAAACUGAUGAAACACAUCAAGAGACAAAGGAAUUCAGAUUGCCUUUCGGCCAAGACUUUGAUAUGAUAAAUAUUAAGAGCAUUCCCAAAGGCAAAAUUUCCACUGUAGAAGCACUGACACUUCUCAAUAAUCAUAAAGUUUAUCCAGAAAUAUGGACUGCUGAGAAAAUAGCCCAAGAAUACCAUUUAGAACAGAAAGAUGUGAAUUUCCUUCUUAAAUAUUUUGUUACUUUUGAAGUCAAAAUCUUCCCUCUUGAAGACAAGAAAGCAAUAUAA
Molecule: messenger RNA, 587 nt
Organism: Callithrix jacchus (white-tufted-ear marmoset)
Lineage: Eukaryota; Metazoa; Chordata; Mammalia; Primates; Cebidae
Source: RefSeq, a predicted model, not a curated record